This is a messenger RNA of Colletotrichum karsti, 4845 nucleotides long. RefSeq names its product ABC transporter. The transcript has a single exon. The coding region runs from base 1 to 4845 and encodes 1614 amino acids. NCBI's taxonomy places the organism in Eukaryota, Fungi, Ascomycota, Sordariomycetes, Glomerellales, Glomerellaceae. The record is from RefSeq and is a predicted model, not a curated record. Gene Ontology annotation, biological process: transmembrane transport; lipid transport. Gene Ontology annotation, cellular component: intracellular membrane-bounded organelle; membrane. Gene Ontology annotation, molecular function: ATP hydrolysis activity; ABC-type transporter activity; ATP binding.
AUGGCGGCACCAAAGUCGGCCCUCGUGCGUCAAAUUGGCGUCUUAACAGUCAAAAACUACAUCAUUCUUCUAGCACGACACCCAACAUCAACAAUCUACACGGCUUUACUCCUUCCAAUCAUUCUGACAGUGUAUCUGGGCAUCGGAGGCAAGCUUGGGGGCCCUCAGAGCGACUACGGCAUUGCCGAGCCCAGAGAUGUUCGAUCACUUCGAGACGGUCUUUCAGUAGCCGACAGCUCCAGGAAUACAGUCGUCUUCGUCAACAACGGCAACGCUGGCGGCGAUAUCGAGCGUGUGAUCAGUACACUCUCAGAAGACAUUUCUGCUGCAGGCAAGAACGCAACGACUGUUAUCAACGACGAUGAGUUGAGUAUUAUUUGCCGGUCGGCUGCUCGAGGCACCACGUCAUGUUAUGGUGCGGUCAUGUUCCACUCUUCACCCAACGAGGGAGAGGGUAGUAUCUGGAACUACACACUUCGAGGCGACCCUGCGCUGGGUGGAAAGUUCAGAGUAGACGAGGAUAAUGACGCUCAAGUCUACAUCUUGCCUCUCCAACGAGCUGUCGAUUCCGCCAUUGCUCGCCUGAACUCGACAGAUGGGAAUUCGGAUCCUCUCAGCGUUCAGCAAGAAUGGGGGUUCACAGACGAAACUGAGGAUGAGCGCCAGGCUUCGGUCCGAAGGAAAUACCAGCAAAGUUUCAUCGACUAUCUCGCCGUCUCAUUCGUUCUCGCUCUGAUUGGCGUCAGUUAUCACCUUCCUGGCCAUGUUGCGACGGAACGAGAAAAGGGUCUUUCGCAGCUCAUCGACGCGAUGAUGUCGAUUCGAUACGAGUGGGAGCCCCAAGUGGCCCGCAUGAUUGCCACCUUCUACUCCUUCGGCACCAUCUACUUUCCAGGCUGGGUCGUCGCCUCCAUUAUCGCUAGGUCACUAAUAUGGAAAGAGACCAACAUUGGAAUUGUCCUUAUCUUCUUCAUCUUGGGAGGUCUCGCCUUGACCUCCCAGGCGAUUCUCGGCGCCACCUUUUUCAAGAAGGCCCAGCUUUCUGGUGUCAUCAACUCUCUGGUUUACGUCCUACUUGGUGUCCUGGCACAGGCCAUUCCUGAUCCACCAACAGGCGCCGUCGCUAUCUUGAGUCUUCUCUUCACCCCCUGCGCUUUCGUUUUCUUCAUCAAGGUGAUAGCCCGCUUUGAAGCCGAGGGCAAGCCGAUGAACCUGGUCAAGGCGCCUCCCACUGGUGCUUCUACCUUACCCGGCAUUGCCCUCUGGGUCUUUCUCAUCAUCCAGUUCAUCUUGUAUCCUCUCAUGGCGGCUGUCCUUGAGCGACUAAUCCACGGCGUCGGCUCGGAAAGUCGGAGAAUCUACAGGGGCGAUGGCCCUCCACCUCAACACGCCGUUUCUAUCGAUGGUCUCACUAAGGUCUACCAGCCAAGCCUCUUCCGACGACUCUUCUCCUUCAUCUCCAAACCACGAUCUCCGACUGUAGCUGUCGAUCAGCUCAACCUCAGAGCACAGAGAGGGCAGAUCAUUGCUCUUCUUGGUGCGAACGGCAGCGGUAAGAGCACGACUCUCGACGCCGUCGCCGGUAUCAGCCGCUUCAACCACGGCAGCGUUUCCAUCGAUGCCUCGGGCGGUAUCGGCAUCGCUCCUCAGAAAAACGUCCUCUGGGACGAACUGACAGUGUCUGAGCACAUUCGGAUCUUCAACCAACUGAAGUCCACGGGCGCUGCCGCUGGAAGCGUCCGAAGCGAUGAUAUGGUGCAGCUCAUAGACGCUAUUGGCCUCGGGUCGAAGAAAAGUGCGCAAUCAAAGACCUUGUCUGGCGGUCAGAAACGCAAGUUGCAGCUUGGUAUGAUGUUGACCGGUGGCAGCGCUGUUUGUUGUGUUGACGAGGUUUCUUCUGGUAUUGAUGCGCUUUCUCGGAGGAAAAUAUGGGAUAUUCUUCUCUCCGAGCGAGGCAAGCGAACCAUCAUCCUAACGACGCACUUCCUCGACGAGGCCGACUUGCUUGCCGACAAUAUCGCAAUUUUGUCGAAGGGCGUCUUGAGGGCCGAAGGUUCAUCAGUCGCUCUGAAGGACUCGCUCGGCGCCGGAUAUAGUAUCCACGUCUUGAACGCCAAAGAUGUUAGAGGACCCCCUGAAGUUGCCGGUGUUGAUCUGAGGGUUUCGCCAAAUACUAUCGUCUACACAGCGCCAUCGUCGCAGCUGGCAGCAGAAGUCAUCCGUCAUCUCGAAGCAGCUUGUCUGCCAUACAAGAUCAACAGCCCUAACAUCGAAGACGUCUUCCUCAACGUGGCCGAGGAGGUCCAAGGCGAAGAUCUUCAGUCUCGGCCCGCCCCUGCAAGAUUCUCCGACGACUCUGGACAGAUCACGGAGAAAGGGAUGGCCGACGGUGGGCGGAAUUCUUUGGGUUUACAGUCUGGCCGCCAAACCGGCUUCGUCAAGCAGCUGACUGUCUUGGUUCACAAGCGCUUGACACUCUUCAAAACAAACUGGAUUCCCUUCGUCGCUGCAUUCCUCAUUCCAAUUAUUGCAGCAGCCAUUAUGCAGAUACUCAUCAACGGAAAAAGCCAGUCUACCUGCGUCCCUACCGAGCAGGGUCAGAGGGGGAACAGCGAUAAAUACGACGAAGUUGUCCAGAGCUUGCACAUUGCUGCCGGUCCAACUUCUGGUAUUGAGAAUACCGCUUUUAGCUCCAUUCUCAACGGCUUGGCCUCAACAAGAGACUCAAGCAACUUCACCAUGGAGAAUGUGACCUCCGAGUCCGGUCUCCGCGACUACAUCGAGCGCGAACGGAAAAAUAUCAUGCCCGGCGGAAUCUGGGCCAGUUCAGAUGAUGGUCCGAUGACCGUAGCAUGGCGAGCGGACACAGAGGAAGGGAUGACCGUUCCCGCUGCUGUCACUGCCCAGAACCUUCUCAGUGUCGCGAGGACGAACAUAAACAUCGCGGCCAGGUACAUCCCGUUCGACAACCCCUUCAGCAGCUCAACUCUCGACACUGUCCAACUAGCCAUCUUCUUCAGCAUUGUGCUCUCGAUCGUCCCAGCUUUCUUUGGGUUAUACCCCAAUGUGGAGAGACGUUCCAACGUUCGUGGUUUGCAGUACUCCAGUGGAGUGAGAUCGUUGCCGCUGUGGACAUCUCACGUAGUUUUCGACUACGGCAUCUUCGUGAUCGCUUUGAUCAUCGCAGCCGUUAUCUUUGUCGCGGCAUCGGACAUUUGGUUUGCUCCUGGCUACCUGUUUCCGGUUUUCAUCCUGUAUGGCCUUACUUCGAUCCUUCUAUCUUACAUCUUUUCCCUCUUCCUUCAGAGCCAGGUGGCAACCUUUGCUGCGAUCAUGGCCUACAACAGUGUGGGCUUUGCGAUCUACCUCAUCGCUUUCCUCUACAUCCUUACUUUCUCACCUGCUACCGUUAGCGAUCGAAACAUUCUCAUAGGUCACUACACUAUUGCAGCCUUCUUCCCUGUGGCCAACGUGUGCCGCGCCCUCAUUGUUGGUCUGAACACCUUCAACCUCGCUUGCGACGGCACCAGUUUCUACGACUACCCAGGAGCGAUGAACGCCUUCGGGGGCCCGAUUCUUUACCUCUCCAUCCAGGCCAUCAUUUUGUUCUGCGGUCUUCUCUGGUAUGACAGCGGCAACAAGAUUCCAGCUUUCCUCAAGCAAAAGAAGAGCUCCAACUCCGAGAUGGAGCAACUUCACGCCGACCAGGAAGUCGCAAAUGAGACCGCUCGAGUCGAAGUUACCGGCUCCGAUGACGGCCUACAGGUCAAGCAUCUGACGAAGAAGUUUGGAAAGUUCACUGCGGUCGACAACGUCACGUUCGGUGUUCGGCACGGCGAGGUCUUUGCUCUUCUCGGCCCCAACGGAGCUGGCAAGUCAACCACAAUCUCGCUCAUCCGUGGUGACAUCCAACCCAGCAAGAAUGGGGGCGAUGUCCUUGUCGAGCAAGUUUCCAUCACCGAUAAGCGCGCCCUGGCUCGUUCCAAUCUCGGUGUUUGUCCGCAAUUCGAUGCCAUCGACUCCAUGACUGUUCUCGAGCACCUUCGUCACUACGCCCGCCUGCGUGGUAUCGCCGAUGUCGAGUACCAAGUUCAAGCCGUGGUACGCGCCGUCGGGCUCGAUGCACACGUCAACACCAUGGCACAGCAUCUCUCCGGGGGUAAUAAGCGGAAGCUUUCUCUUGGAAUUGCUCUUACCGGAAACCCGUCUGUCAUUCUUCUUGAUGAACCGUCUUCCGGACUUGACGCGGCUGCUAAACGAAUCAUGUGGCGCACUCUCAGCACCAUCGUCCCCGGCCGGUCUAUCCUGCUUACGACACACAGCAUGGAGGAGGCAGACGCGUUGGCCAAUCGAGCUGGUAUUGUAGCACAGCGCAUGCUGGCUGUCGGCGACAUCGAGACUUUGCAGUCGCGAUUCGGGGACUCUUUGUAUGUCCACCUUGUCAGUCGUACUGCGCCUCACUCGACUGCUGAAGAGAUGGACCGAAUGCGCGAGUGGGUGCAAAUGAUGUUCCCCAACGCCGAGAUCGAGUCCGCAACGUAUCAUGGACAAAUGCGCUUCUCAGUUUCCGCGGCCGAUGUUCUCUCACGAGCCGAGCAGAUUCAUCUGACAAGACAACGCGGGCAAGUUGCCAGCCUCAGUGCCAUUGGCCAGCUGAUCCUUAUGCUUGAAGAGAACAAGCAGGCUCUGGGCAUCGAACACCACAGCGUCAGUCCCACGACGUUAAAUGACGUGUUCCUUGCUAUUGUUGGGCAGCAUAAUGUGCAGGAAGAGGGGUAUGGUGCUCCAGCCAACGCGGCGGAGAAGAAGAAGAUGCCUUGGAGGAAGAUUCUUCUCGGGUUUUAG